AUGGCAAGUGAACCAGUGUUACGGUGUAGUGAAUGUAACAUGAUGUUCAAGUCUCGAACUCUCCUGGCCAAACAUCGCAGUAAAUUCUGUGUUGGUGGAGUGAUAGGAGAUCCUCGGCAACUGAUGAGAAUGAGAACUGCUGAGGAAGAGAAGAGACCAAAACAACAUGUGGAAGAACGACCCCAGUCAGAUGGAUUUUUAAGUAGUCAAAAGGUACAAGAGCUGCAGGAUCUUAAGAACAGACGGUCCAGGUUGCGUGCCUCUCAGUAUCUGGAAGAAAAGAUGCUGCUAGGAGACCUGGAGUAUCUAGAAAGACAUCAGCUGUCUCCAAAACUAUCUCAGUUACAACCUUCCACAGAGCUCAGAGAUCUGCAGAGGGAGUAUGCAGUGUUGAGAGAGAAAGAAAACAAAUUAAAAGAAGACAUUAAUCAGCUUGAGAGCCCUAGGAACCACUUGCGUGAUGCCCAUCAGCGCCAGAUACGUCUACUGGCAGAGGAUCAUGGGAAACAACUGGCAGACAUUAAAGCAAGGAACAGUGACUUAGAGAGACAGAAAGAAGACAUCAGGCGAAGGUUGGAAGAAUUGGGCAGGAAGAAUAACAUCCGACCUCAGGCUCCUCAAGUUGACAUGACACAGAAAUUGAUAAGUGAACUGAAAGCUCAAGAAGACAAAAAUCAGAAAACCCUCCAGGAACUAAAAAGACAGCUCAGUGAAAUACAUAAAUCUGGGUACAGUCCCCGGGGCCAAGGUAACAAGUUCCAACCUGUCAACAUUCCUUAUUAUGGAAAUUCUUUGAUGGCAGAAAUUGGAGCUAUGCGGCAGGCCUACUUGCAGAGUGGUGGCAAUGACCCAGCAGUUCUGGCUCAGAUGGCUGACAUGCAGGCAGAGGCUCAGGCUCUGGAGGAACAGAACUCCCGCAGCAGAGAAGCCAGUAAACCAAAGACCAAACCAAAUGUUCUUUGUUUUCUCUGUACCAGAGGUGUGCUGACCCCAGGAGAGAGUAAGACCCUGGGGUUCCAGGUGGGCCAUGUGAAGGGUGCAGAUCAAGGUUUGGCCAAGGUGCGACUGGCAGCAUAUCACAUCCACUCUGGGAAAAUUGUCCAGUCUGUCACAGGGCCAGUAACUUGCAGCACCAGUAGUGUAGGAGCUGACUUCAAGUACAAGUAUCACGUCUUUGGGCAGCAAGAGGCCAUAUUCCAAGGAGUAAACAUUCAGCCUGAUAUAGUGAUCAUUGCUAGAGUGUAUCUGAGUAAGAAUGAUCUCCAGAGAAGGAGGACGGGAGAUGAUGACGAUGACUCACAUUUUGAUGAAAGUACUCUGGUUGCCUGGGGGGCAGUGCCUCUAGUUGUCACCAGUGGCAGGAGGAGUGAUAUGUAUAGCAGUUAUCAUAGAAGUAACAUCAACCAGUCCACUGUGAAUACUGGCACACACACAGUGCUGCUGUAUGAGCCUCCAGUACCAGAGACAGACACUUUCUCCCUGGAGAUGGGAUGGAAGCCCCAGGGAGUUAGGAGGUUCAGACGAGCCACAUUACGGCUUAGACUGUUCCAUGGAAAACCCCGCCCUGGCUCCCUCACACCAAGUGAAGCAUCAGACCAAGAAGAUGAUACUCUGCCUAAGAAUGCUUGGCUACCAUGCAAGAGGAGCUCACCUCCAAGUGAACCCUACAAUCAAGACCAGGGAUUUGAUAUUUACAUAGAUGCAUGCAAAAAUAUGCCAGAUGGUGUCACAUUUUCUAAGGUUGCUGGUAGAAUCCUCAGUAGAGACGCUGGUAGUUUCUUUGGUGCUGAUGUGGACGCUGCAAUUAAGAUAACCAGUGAUGACAUUUACAAUCCUGUGUAUAACUAUAGGCUAGAGAUGAGGGACCCAAACAUCUCACCUACAGCUACAUUAUUACUAAAGAUCUAUACACGUGAGAGAUUUGUGGAAGACCAUCCCUUAGUCAAUGCUUAUGCAGUUCUCAACAUUUUUGUUGAAUCUGGAACUGAGACUCAGCCAGAAGAUGACAAUACUGAUGCCCAGAUCUCUCUGAAUGAGGGUGCCCACCAGUUGCGUCUAUAUUUCAGUGGACCUCAGGCAGGGGAACCAAUUACAGGCUCAUGCCUACACGACACAGCUGCGGGAUACAUUUCUGGGGCCACUAUCUUGGUUAGAUUGGUCAGCGCUGCCUUAGAUAGCAAUGGUCAACCUCUUGAGAUAGACCAGGUCCCUCAAACUGACUGGGAAGGUCUUGGUCUCUGGGUGCCUGCUCCAGCUUACAGUAGUAGAGUUUAUCUAUCAAUGUCAUGUGAACCAGGCCCGCAGGAAGUCUCCAUUCUCCAGGUGUUGGCGCAGAGGACACCCAUCACAGCACAGAAGUCCAUAGAACUGGUGGCAGAGCAGAGAGAACUAAGAAACCUGAGGACAGAGGAUAGCAUAGCCAACUUCAUCACUGAGCAGCUAAUCAAACCUCCGGGAGUACAGCCAUCAGACAUGCAUCCUGCCUAUGUAGUGCCCUACAGCCCAAAACACGGCAUUAAGGUGUGUGUAGAUGGUGCUGUAAACCUCCCUUGGACCAACUUCACUCAUGCUCAGAUCUGCCUGAAUCCACCAGGAGCUUUCUACAAGGGUAACCCUCAUGCAGCUUAUGAUAAACCUGUCUUCACAGAAAAACUGAUGUUAACAAGCACCAACAAGAACCCACAGUGGGAGGAUGGGUUUAUG
Molecule: messenger RNA, 2703 nt
Organism: Lingula anatina
Lineage: Eukaryota; Metazoa; Brachiopoda; Lingulata; Lingulida; Lingulidae
Source: RefSeq, a predicted model, not a curated record